CCAAAUGUCAAGAGAUUGUCAGCUGAUUCAGAUAGGAAGGAUUCAGAAUGAGAGGUUAGGAAUGUUUAUGACAAGAAAAAAUUAAAUGUAUCAGUACUGAUAAAAUUCACAUGCAUCUUCAUAAUUAAAUUUUCUAUUUUGCUAAUCAUAUUAUAAAUGUGACGUCGAUAUCUGAUUUAUUAGAAGAUUGUGUGAAAUGUCAAAGUUUGCUGUGACAUUUACUAGUUCUUGUACUGAAUUGGGUUUGUGGUAUCUUGUGGAAAGUUGCAAAUCUUUCAAAGAUAAAUUAGUAGAAUGGGAGCCAGAUUUUACUGUGUUUGGAAGUCGCUUGUGGAGGAGCUCUCCGGUUGUCAAAUAUCAAUGGCAAGAAUUAUGGUUGGAAAUGACAACUGUUGCCCAUGUAUAUCGCAUUUUGAAAACAAAGCCAGAGAAAAUAGCAGAUAUGAAUACUCAGAAACAAGUUGCAGAGUUCCAGUGGCUUCUUCAGUUUAUUUCAAAGAAACAUCCAGAUUUAGCAGAGGAAUUAUGGCAACUCUUUGUUUGGAGAGUUUGUGCUGGGCAGCAAACAAUCUGCCUUUUGACUGAAAAGUUAUUAGAAGUUCUUUCUGAUUUUUUGUGUCAUGAUGCAGUAUGUGCACAUUCUUUAAUUUCAUAUAUUAUUCCUAAAUCAUCUCAGCCAAAUGCAACCAGUGAUCAGUUAAUGGAUUUAUACAUUGGAGUUCUGAAAGAAUGCAGCUGUACAGCUGCAUUGUUUCACAGUAAAUCUACAGAAAUCGGCUCAAGGUACCAGCACAUGGAAUUAACACAUGCAAAGAACAUGUUUUUAAGCAUAUUGUCACUGAUGUGUUUAGAAAAUAAUGAAGAAAAGCUUGGAAAUUGGCUAUAUGAAUAUUUGCAAUCAGCAGAUAAUCUCAUUGUUUCACAGAAGUUGAUGUAUUUUAGUUUGAUAUCACAGACACAUUUAGGACUAUUACAAUAUAUAUUCAGAUUAAAAGAAAGAAAUCAGUUCAUAAAAUGGGGUGGUCAGUGUCUUGUUGUUCCUAAAGAUUGGCUAUCUGCAAAUAUUAAAGAAAAUAGUUUAUUUCAUUCAACUGUGAAGAAUCGGGUCCACUGUGCUGAAAUUCUUUUGGAAGUGGCUCUCAGUCUACUGGCUCAAGAGGAAGAUCAGGAGGUUCAAGUGUUAAGUGGGUGGCCUCAUGCUCUGAAAUUGCUAUUGCCCUUGCUAUUGCCUCAAUUGUGGACACGGGCCACUGCAGGUGUUCAGUUGACACAUUGGCUACAGCUGCUUGGAUGCAUUUGUAAGGGUAUAGACUGUGAUCCAGUAUUACGUCACUUGGGAAACAUUUUGGAGCAGCAAGUGCAAUUGCUAGAAUGGUGCUCAGCACACACUCACAACUGCUCAAUGAGUGGUGGAGAAAUUCUACACAUUUCUGCAAGCUCUAGUACCUUGAAAACAUUGUGGUUGGCAACAGAUUUGUCAGUGGCAAAUUGGUCGGAAAUUAAACAACUAUUACAUGGCCGUCAACAGCAAGUGUGCAAAUGGGGAGAACAGCAAUCUGACAUAUCAACACCAGGGUGCUCGUGGGAUGUAACCCUUUUUGAUGGUUUUUGUAUUCUAAUAAGUUGUUUUGAAGCUAUCCAUUUAGCAAUGAUUCUUGAAAAAAAUGGUUGUUUGGAAAAUCAAAUGUUUAAGUACAACUCUACUGAAACAAAUGAAAAAGACAUAAAGGAAACGGCAGAUACUAGUACUCAUAAUCCAUAUGCUGAAAUUCUUUCAAAGUUGCAGAAUGUGCAGGAUGCUGUAUGCUCCCUUUUUCCACUGGACUUUAGAAUUGAGGUCAUGGAAGAUCUAUUCUCUUUACUAUUUCUGAAACAAGACUGCAGAGAGGAGAACAGUGACUCGGAUACUAGCUUGGAAGAGGGUGCAGUAGAAGAAGGAUUACCGGAUAUUGAAACUGGAUUAGAGAGCUCCAUUGCCAGCUCUGUAACUAGUUUUAUUAAUGUGUCAGAACCAUCAGAUAGCAAAAUUAAAAAUACAAAAGCUUUUGAAACUUCUACAUUGGAUGAAUAUGAAUUGCUUUCAUCAGGAAAUAUGGAAGAUGAUCCAUCUGCAUUCUCUUCCACACAAGUAAAGUCUGAACAGUAUUCUCAAGAAGAUGUGGGUGAAACUAGCCAUGAAACAGCAUCAAAAGUAUUAUGUGAAAACGAAGAUGAUAUUAAAAAUGAUUCAUUUAUUGACAGUAGUGUGAAGAUUUCCCAGUGUAGUAGAAUGCAUUUGCCUCGAUUACAGAGAGAAGGCCAAAUUGAAGAUUUACACACAGCACUUUCUCCUCCAUCUGCCAAAGGAAGUGGUUCCCCUGACAAGUACUUGUUACAUACUGCAUUAGGAGCAGGAAUGUUCCGAGCUCGGGGGAAGCAGCUAUUUGUGUGCAGUCAAAAGCUUGUGAACACAUUGUUGAAUGUUCUGUCAGAGUGCUUGGUGAACACCAAGGCAGCUCUGUAUCAACAACAGAAGAACACAAGUAUUACUGUGCCAGAUUCAUUGAUGCAUCAAAUGAGUUCAACAACGGUAUCUGAUAUUGCAUUCACUGCUAGCUUAAUACGCAUGCGGGCUCGUCUUAGAAGUACUGUCCCAGAAGGCAGUAGAAGGGUUUGUGUGAAGCAGGUUGCUACAGAAGGGGCAUUCAUUGCUUGGGUCACGAAGGAAGUGGGCUUUUUCCUGUCCUCCACACCUUUGGCCAACCUGCCAGAAGCUCCGGAAGUUAUGGCAGAGUUCCCAGUGUGCGAGAACGUUCUUGGAGUGAGUCAGAGUAGCUCUACACUUGCACUUUGGGAUGUGUUGCUGACAGCGAGCUCUACUAAUGAGCACUCUGUAGCUCUGUUGGGAUUGUUGGAACAGUGCACGGAAAUUGCCGGACGAUUGGGAAAUCUUCCACCACCUUCGCUUUCCAAGGGCCAGACCCUGGGGACUGGACCAUACAUUCAGGCUCUAGUUGAGAGCUUCAGAUUGGUCAACAAAGAUACCACUGAUGGAGGCUUUUCGUCGCGUAUUUCUGUGUGCAAUCUUCUUCACUCUCAUCUCUAUCCAUUGCUGUGGAGGGGACUUAAAGACCAACUCCAGUUUUGGAGAGUUCUAGCUACAAAAGCAGAGAGUUGGCGUGAACUCGUGUGCGAAGAUUCUGAAUCAUCAUGGGACGUGUAUUGGUUUAAAUUACUGCAGAGUGACAUACUUCGUGAUUUUGUCAAGUUAUGUGCGUCAUUAAAUGUUUCAGCAGGUUUUAUAUCUCCUGCUGAAGAAAUAUGUGGUAAAGAAAAUUAUGUGGAUAAAUUACUCUUUUACAUAACGUUUUUGUCAGCAUGCCUGUCAGAAGAGCGUGCCCAAUGUGCAACGGAAUGCAUGUCUGAGCGUGUGCUGGGGAGCAGCUUGCGGGAACAUCUUGGUGGGUUGGCCUUGCAGCUGGACCUACAACCGGAGCGAGAGACUUCAGUGCUAGCCCAUGCUCGGUUGGAGGCCAUUGCACAUCUUGUGCACCACAAUCUUGUGCUCAGUAUGGCAAGUAUUGUGUGGCCAAAAACUCUACAAGCCACAGCUGGCGGUCCUGUGUCGGCAGUAUCUCCGAGGGAAUCGGCUUCUGGAAGUCGUAUCGUCCUCAACCAUCAGCUAGAGUCGUGGAUGGGACCGGUUGAGUUGCCCAAUCAGGCAGUGGCUGGACUCUUAGACCAUCUGUUAGCUGCUCUCGAGGCAUUGGCUGGAGGGGAAAAUUUUCUUGACAAAGCGAAGGCUUCUCAAGUGGUCUCGAAUCGCCUGGUGCAGUGGGUGUUGAAUCAAACUGCAUGUUUGUCUUUGGUCGACCUCUCACUCCUGCAGCCUGGGCCUGAAACAGUCGCCUUUUACGCCAAUUUGGCAAAUUUAGUCUGGUUGCAUAGCUUAUUGGUUUUGGAAACCGGCAAAGCAGGCUUUGGUCUGCUGUCGUCUUGUGACCUGCGACGCUCAAUCUCACAGUGCAGUGUGGGCUACAUAAUAGGCCAAAAAGAGCAAACUUUUAUAUCAUUAUAUAACUUACAAAAUACCUUAUGUAGAAUACCAUCAAAAUGGCCUUAUUUGUGGAACUCUCAGAAACGUCUUCCAUCUGUCAGCAAACAAGAUCCCCGGCUGGCAUUUGUUUUAGCCUGUGGUCAUCAGUAUACGCCUAGAAUUCAGGUACUCAACCAAGAUGAUUUGGAGAAUCAGUUGAAUACUGCAGCUGCAGAAUAUCUAAUGUCACAGGUAGAGAAUAGUAACGAACCAAUUCAGCUACCGCAGACCUUUGCUCCGUGGCGAGAAGUCACUGCGCCUAUAGUAUCAAGCGACUUUUUCCUUUUUUCCGGCAAGGAACAUGAGAUUUUUGAGAUCAUGAAGUUGAAAAGCCAUUGUUACGCUGCCAAUACCAAAGAUGGCAUGAGCUUACUACAUUUGAGCAAUGAGGAGGAAAAAGAAACAAUUACAAAGUUAAUUGAGACUGAUGAGUCUGAAAGUAUUGAGUUCAUCUCAAAAUUUCUACAAACACUAUGGGAUGGUGCUGAAUUUUCAAAUGUUAGUUACAAGUUCACUAUUAAACUGAAAGGUUGCCCUCAGAAAGUUCCUAAGUCAAAAGAAGAUGAUCUUUUAUCGAAAGAUGACAAUUGUAAUAUUACAGAGGGUGCUCUUCAUUUUGUAGAAUCCCAUUGUUGGUUGCUGGCAAUCAUUUUGUCCAGACUACUUCAGGAAAGUAAGAAAGAUAACCUAACAGACACCACAGAGCAAUUGCUGGCCAAGUGGGCUCAUGUGACCAAGCACCUGCGACGAUUACUUGUUUCGAGGCCUGUUGCUGCUCUGCGUGAGGCUUUUGAGGGAAGCCCUGUCAUGUGUGCAUUGCAGCUUCCGUUUGCUGUGGACAGAGUCACUCCUGAAGUAGCUCAUCUUCUCGAGUGUGGCAGAGAACAGGAAGCUGUAGAAGUUGUGUGGAUGCUUCCAGAGAGAGCUGUGUAUGAUCACCCAGGCAUGAGUGUCCUCCGAGACAUGCUUUUGUUUCCAACUGCAUCAUCGUCUGAAUGCAAAGGGAGUAUACAACCAUGGAAGCAAUGCCUCUUGCUGGAAAACAAGAACAUGGCCGUUAGCUGUGUGCUUGACCAUCUUGGUGAUUGGCCGCUUCCUGCAUGCCAACGUGUUCUGCAGGCACUUUUAGGUGAGUGGUCGCAACCUGUUCCAGCAGCACUCCGAGUCGUUCUUCAGCAGCGGCUUCUUCACAUCCAAGUACAAGGAAAGGUUAGUGUAUCUUGGGCUGAGCAGCAUCCACAUGUGACACCCCAAAACUUUCAAGUGAAUGUGGAAUUUAUCUUGCUUCUUUUGGAACUGGAGAAUUAUGAUUUUGCAGUUAUUGAGCAGCUCUUGUUGUCACUGCCUCCACGGAAGGCAUUCACCAUUUGUGAGGAGUUAUUAAGUCAGCUUGAGAGCAUCAACUGCAAGAAGUCUGUGGUAGCAUUUGUUGUGGAUGUUCUGCAUGAGACUUUGUCACAGGAAGAAAUGGCAAGAUUCACAGUAAUGGCAUUAGGAGUGCGAAUGCUAGACUUCUUAACACCAAACCUUCAUGAAGCAUUUUGGGAUCUCGUGUGUGAACCUCAGCUCAUUUUGGAACAACUGCUGAUGAACAGCCAAUUUCUGGUAUUGGAACAGAUAAUUAGUUCUCUCCGUCAUACCCUGUCUCAGUUGCCUCCUUCGUCUCCCCUUAAUCCCGAUAAAAUUGAUGCUCUGCUGCGUGAUUAUGCAGCCCAAGCACUGGAGUGCCGGGUCAGCAGACCAGACUUUUUGGGGGUUGAGCUUACUCCGCCUGGUUCAGGAAGGGAGUCUUCUUUGUCUCAGAGUGUGAUGAUAAGCAAAGAGGGAAAGGGCACUAGUGGAGAAUUGGAAGAUGGUCAGGUUUCAAUGGAGAGUGAUGCAGAAGAAUUUGUCAUGCCAAAGAAAGUACCUGCCAAGGGAGAUUGGAUGCCUGACAACAAGGCAUCAGAAUGCUUGUGUUGUAGAGCUGUUACCUUCUCUAUGUUUAAUCGUCGUCAUCAUUGUCGACGAUGUGGGCGCCUAGUAUGUGCAGGUUGUUCAGCAGGACGUAUGCAGGUGGAGGGCUACGGGCAGGUGGCGGUGCGCGUGUGCGACGCGUGCGUGCGCCAGACGGCGAAGGCGGGAGCGGGGCCGGGAGCGGGGUCUUCGCCGCCUGACGCCGCCGCGGAGGCCGCUGACGGCGACCACCCGGACGCGCAAGACGCCGCGGCGGAUGCGGCGGCCGCGGCGGCGGCGGCGACGCUGCAGUGGCGGCUGGCGUGCGACGCCGCCCACAACGCGACGGUGCGCGGCGAGUUCGCGUACGCGCGCGCGCCCAGCGUGGCGCUCUGCCUGGCGGCGCUGGCCGCGCACUCCGAGGGCGCCGCGUGCCCCAGGUUCCUGGUGGGCGCGAGCGCCACGUUGCUGCAGCUGCUGGCGCCCGUGGGCCCCGGCGCCGCCCCGAACCCCGAGGUGGACGCGGCGCUGGUGCUGCGCAUGGCGCGCUCGCUGCUCGUUGCUGCCAAGCUCAAGUACGCACGCCUGGGGCUGGCGACGGGCGAGGCGCACUGCGACGGGCUGCUGCAGCGCGCCGACUUGCUGGCGCUGCUGGCGUGUGCAGCGCUGGCCCCGUGCGCCAUGUUAUCAGCCCCGGCGUCGCCUUCGCCUCCGCCUCGCGCCCCGCCCGCCCCCGCCGCCCGGCCGCCCUGCGCUUGCGCCACCUGCGGCGCCCGCCUGCUAAACGCUGGAGCGCUGGCCGCUGCCGUGGAAGGGGUGCACCAAGGCCGGCUGGACGGCGGGCGGCGUUGGGCGGCGUGGGGCCGCGCGUGCGCUGCGCGCGACGCUGGCGCGCCGCCCGCGGACAAGUUCUGCGCGCUUGCCUGCCCCGCUCUGGUCGUCGCCCGUCCCCGCCCCGCACCCGGGCCGCGCCCGAAGCGCGCCCGCCUCCGGCCCCGCACAGGCCCCGCUGCUGCGGAUCUGGCACAUGCGCUGCUCCGCCGCCCCCCCGCCGCCGCGCCGCCCCCGUCGCCCGUGCCGGCGCAGCUCGCCGGCACCGCGAAGGCGGACCGCUGCUGCGCGCGCUUCGGCGCUGGUGAGGAGGUGGAGCGCGCGGGCGAGUGGCGACGCCAUCCCCCGCCGCCCCCGCCCCGCCGCUUCCCUGGCCCGCGAGCGCGCCCACCAGAGUGCCUGUCACUUGCGCGCCGUCGGCGCGCACUGGCUUCCUGGCCGGGCGCGGGGCGGCCGGCUGUGGCGGCUGCCGCCCUCGCCGCCGCCCGUGCCUACGUGCGCGACGCCCACGUCGACCCCGACACCUUCGUGGACGCGCUGUACCUGCGCUGCCUGCGCGAGGGCCGCACCGCCGCGUUGCACGCCGCGCUGCGCGACGCCGACCCCUCGCUCGCUUGCUGGCAGGCAUACCUGCAGCGCGCGUGCGCGGCGCUGGCGCGGCGCGGCCUGCUGCACGCGCUGUACCGCCUGCAGCUGUUCUGCGGGGACCUGGUGCGCGCCAGCAUGUCGUGCGUGCGCUUCUACGCGGCGGGCGGACGCAGCUUCGGGGACCUGGCGCGUGCCGCCCCGCACCUGGCUGCCGCCGAGCGCCACCUGCAGGCGCACUUGGAGGCGCAGCUGGCGCCGCAGCUAACGCUGCAGGCCUCCACCGUCCCUGCAGGUGCAGGUGCCGGUACUGCUGGCGGAGCUGCGGCGCCGGGCCCGGGCCCGCUGCAGCUGGAUGCGCGCCAAGUGGACGCGCAUAUCCGGACGGUGCGCCGUCAGGGGGAAGUGGCGCGUUUCCUGAACGCGUGCGAGGCGCGCGGGGCGCGGCCAAUGGCGCUGGUGCGCGAGCUCUGGCCCGCGGCCUCGGCCGCCGUCCAUACUCAAGCCCACGCCCACGCCGCCGCCCCGCCCACGCUGUUCGGCAGCGCCCGCGAGCGCGUGCAGCUGGCCGCCCUCGCCAUCCUCUGCGGCCGCGACGUCGAAGAGGGCUUCGGCAUCGCCUUC
Messenger RNA from Gryllus bimaculatus (two-spotted cricket), 8050 nucleotides. Lineage: Eukaryota; Metazoa; Arthropoda; Insecta; Orthoptera; Gryllidae. The record is from the annotation of a GenBank genome assembly.